Messenger RNA from Crotalus tigris (Tiger rattlesnake), 1544 nucleotides. RefSeq lists its product as uncharacterized. Gene Ontology annotation, molecular function: catalytic activity; DNA binding. The record is from RefSeq and is a predicted model, not a curated record. NCBI's taxonomy places the organism in Eukaryota, Metazoa, Chordata, Lepidosauria, Squamata, Viperidae. The transcript is spliced from 6 exons. The coding region runs from base 668 to 1372 and encodes 234 amino acids. Gene Ontology annotation, biological process: DNA repair.
AAGAAGAGACUGGACAGCCAUUCGUCUGGAAUGGUACUAUAGGGUCUCCUGCUUGAGCAGGGGGAUGGACUAGAAGACCCCCAAGGUCCCUUCCAACGAUGCUGUUCUGUUAAAUUUUGAUCGAUUCACCAAAGUUGCAUGUUCUGCAGCUAAGACUGUUGAUUGGUGAAACUGCAAGUUAAUCCGAAAUUAAAAGCAAGUUUGGCGCCUACUGGAUUAAGAAAAGGGAGACUAGUCUUGGGCACAAAGCCAAAGCUGAGUGACCUUGGGUCAGUCCCUCUCUCUCAGCCCUAGAAAGCAACAGCAAAUCACUGCCCAGAAAACUUCAGGCACUUUAUUAUUCUUAAUGAGGGCUAGUUUGUUGUAAUGGCUAAGGCAUCGGGAUAAAAACUGGGAGGCAUUGAGUUCCAGUCCUGCCUUGGGCAGGCGAGCCAGUGACCUUGGGCCAGUCACUCUCUCUCAGCCCUAGGAAGCAGGCAAGGGCAGCCUCUUCCCAGAAACAUUGCCAAGGAACUUGUAUGGUCAGGCAGCAAGAGUCAACGUGGGCUGAAAAGCACUCCCAAAAAUAAAUAAUAAUACAAAAUACAAUAUAAAUAACCCACAAAGUUGGCAAAGCUGCAUGUUAGCGUGUCUGCACAUCACAGCGCAUUGGGGAAGGCCUUAAACCAUGUCAGCGAAAGGGGGACUUUAUGCAUGUGACGAUCCAGCCUCCUGGAAAGCCGUUUUGAAUAUUUACCAGGAUGUGAUUGCAGCGAUGGGAAGCAAGAGGAAGAACCUAAUUGCCCUGGAUCAGUGGUAUCAAGAAGAAUUGCCCAGAAUUCUUGCAGGGCGCAAGGAAAAAUACUUGACGAAAGAGGAAUUGUUGAAACUCAUGCAAUGGAAGCUUACCAGAGGAAAAUUCCGGCCUCGUUUGCAGCAGCUGGUGGCAGCUAAUCCGAGAGAGGAGGUGGAGGAACAUACCCAAAAAGCUUUCCAUCAACUCCCAGAUGUAGAAGCUGCCGUGAAGGAGUUGAACAAGCUGAAGGGCGUUGGACCCGCCACGGCUUCAGCCAUUCUCGCUGCCGGAGCACCUGAAAUUGCUGCGUUCAUGGCAGAUGAAGUGAUGGAGAUUCUUCCAGGCUUGGGUCCUCUCCAGUACACCCUGAAACACUAUCUGCUUUAUAUGGACAAGAUUCAGAGCUGUGCUGAGAAACUGAAUAAAGGUGACACCACAGAAACCUGGACGGCUCACCUGGUGGAAAAAUGCCUCUGGACCUGGGCUUUGGCCGAAAAGUUGUGUUUGCCCUCUUUACCGACUGUGAGCCAAGGGGAAGACCAGGGAGAGGGUGGUGAGCAAGGAGGCAGAGGCCGCAAGAAGCAGAGAACCAAAUGAACGCUUCCCAGCUCCUGCGAUUGUGGGAUCAACACCUGCUCCUCGGCACGUGAACGGCAGAGCUCAGCAACACACCCAAGGGACGCUUGCUCGCUCUGGGACCAACCACACCAGUCCGUAGCAACCAUCCACAGCACAGCUUUCUCACAAACAGAACGCAGCUUGUGUGAUA